Botrytis cinerea B05.10 is the source of this 2769-nucleotide messenger RNA. RefSeq lists its product as hypothetical. Lineage: Eukaryota; Fungi; Ascomycota; Leotiomycetes; Helotiales; Sclerotiniaceae. The record is from RefSeq and is a predicted model, not a curated record. The transcript has 3 exons. Bases 65 to 2050 code for a protein of 661 amino acids.
GAUCAAAAUUCAUUUGAUUCCAACGUGGAUGAAUUAAAGGUUCUAAAUAUACUGUGAAUCAAGCAUGUCAGAAUCAAAGGUCGGUGAUAGCUCAAAUCCUGAGCCAACGGGUCUCAGUAGCCCUGGCGCAACUUUUGAAAAAAUGAAGGACCUCUUAAAGGCGAAAGACGACACUUCCAGGUUCGUAGGACUUGCUCUCCUUAAAUCCGUUCUUGACAACGAACAACAGCUCGUCAAAAAUACAGAACGCCUACAAAUACUUUGGGAAUCUAUAUCCUCAAAGUUCUUGGAUCGACUAUUGCGAGCUCAACUUAGUGGGAAGAUUGACAAGGCCCAAGCAAAAGAUAUGGUAGAUCUCGCAGUAGCUGUACUACAUACAUUCUCUAUAUUAUUGCCAGAAAAUACUCGAAGGGGACCACAGCUCACCGGGAGAACAGGACCGCUGGUUAAAGCACUUGUUCAAAGUUCCCCUGAAACUACACAGUUUAUUCUCCAAACGCUGUUGACUAUAGUCAGUCAAGUAGAAGGCUCUCUAGAACUUUUAAAGAUUGAGGAUCUCUCUUCAUUGACAGAGAUCGCGCCACAAUGCCCUCUUGUUCUUGACAUUCUAAACUAUACUUGGGCAAAUGUUUCAACGAUCGAAGUACAAGCUGUCCAUGAAAGUAUCAAUCGAGUGAUCCCAAAUCUCCUUGUAGUGUUUAAAGGAACUGAUGCUGUCACAUUUUUAUCUUUUGUUUCAAGCUUUAUACCUAAGUUAUCUUUCGAGGCGCUUCCGCGUAAUCCAAAGUGGCUUAAGUCUAUAGUUGUCUUGCUUCGCGAGUUGGUCAACAGGAAGCCCACACUCGCUGGUAGAGUUGCAUAUACCCAGGCGGCAGCGGCAUUGCUACAAGCAUACCCUGUGACAUGCCCUUCAUUGUUGUUCAACGAUGAAAAUCUGCAUACCUCGAACAAGAAUGAAAGUAAUAGCAAGCCGUUUUCUUAUUUAUUUGUAAAUCUUCUAUUGAUUGACUUGCGAUCAUCCUUCCCGUCACUCUUAGCGAAAUUGAAUAACAGUGACUAUUCAAAUAUCUCACAACGACUUGCAGCCGCAUUUGAUGUUCUCUCAAGCUUCAUAGGAUACCUUGUUCGAAGUCUCGAUGAAGAAAAUUCCACAUCCUUCACCGUGCCCCCAGAUCUAAUGCUGAAAUUGCGAAAGGAUAUUGCCGAGACUAUGUCUUUGGCAAUUGAAUACCUGCGAGAUAGAUGGGACGCAUCUAUUGCUGGUGCCUCUGGAUUACACCCUUCUGCACGAGCUGGAACAACUGCCACGUCUGAAGGAACGAGACUCACUUUAACCUGGGAUUCUAUUCAAGAUAAGGUUACUACGGACCCCUUGAUCCUAGCUAGUAUCAGGGCAUUAGCCAUAUGGAUCCGUGAGGAUGAGAACGAAAAUUUACGCAAAGAAAGUGCUGGUAUGAUGGAUAUGUUCAUUGAGCUAUACAAAAUAAGUACUAUGGAUGAGCCUGACUUCAGAUAUCCUAUAUUACUGGCGCUCGAAGGAAUCAUGACCACUGAGGAUGGAGUGGAAGCUUUCUUGAAUCAGGAUGGGUGGCAAGUAGUUUCUGAAGAUCUCCUCCUUAUCCUUAGCCGUGUUGCCGAUACCACACCACCCACAAAGUUUCAAUCUUCCAUAACUGCAGAAGCAGCAAGAGGUCUCCAAAUCGUACGAAUUCUACUCGCAGUCAUAGAUGAAGAGUCAACAUCGUUUAUUAAACAGGAAUGGUUAACUCUGAUCUCAACCACAUCUGCCAUAAAAUUAGCUGCCUCAUCAUCAUCUUCGGUGGCCAUAGAGCUACACAUUGCCAUGCUACAGCUAUCUACAGCAUUGUUAUCAAAAUCAGGAGAUGGCAUGCGAAAGCGUUACUCGAAGGAUCAAGAAGCUCAAAGAAAAAUGGCGGAGGAAUUAGAGGUCAUCGUAGGAAAUAUGGGAGAUAAGCAAGAGGCGGCUGAGUUUAAGGAGUUGCUUUCAGACGUGAUUUUAGAUUUAGAAAAUUUGAGAGUAGGUAUUUGAUCACUGAUAUCUUUACAAAGGAGUUCAAAAUGAAGUACGGUCUCUACUUCCAUGGAUAUCGUAGUAAUAUUAGCAACUCUACAAGGAAUUUAGGUCCGCAACAGGCUAUCACUUUUCCGCGUUUCCCGGUCAAUCACAACAUUUUUUUAUUGCCAACCCCAUUUUAACCUGCUGUAUCUUCCUAUCUUCCUAUCUUCUCCUUUCAUCCCUCCUCGUUCAGUAACUAUCUCGACUUCCACUUCAUGGGAGCCCAAUCCAUGAGCAGUAGCCUAUUACUCAAACCAUGGGAAAAUUUCUAACAUUCUUUUGCUUCUUCUCUUUACAACAUAGAAAAAAAGCUUAAAAGUUUAAGCCAGAGUCCAUUUUCUAUGCGUGGUAGUAAGUAGAUCUUCAUUUGAAUUUGUGAACAAAUUGAUAAUUCUUUGAUGGCGAUCCCCAUAUCUACAGAUAAGUAUUUACGCUUUCAACCCAAUUGUAAGCAGCUCCUUUCAUGCUUGUGUUUGCUAUUUACAUGUGAUUUCUUCUGAUUCGAUGACUUGUUUCCCCCUUUCACUAUCUCUCCAGGCUAGUUCAGACGGGGGUUAAGGGCUUCAACAGGAGCGAGAGGGAAAAAUACAAUCGCAAGAAUGAUAAUCUUAAUUUCUCCCUUACUAUUGGAAUAUGGAUCCAAAGCUCAUUUUUAUCUACGGAUUCAAUCUCCGCCAAAAAUGUACAAUCCA